This is a messenger RNA of Amborella trichopoda, 6259 nucleotides long. NCBI's taxonomy places the organism in Eukaryota, Viridiplantae, Streptophyta, Magnoliopsida, Amborellales, Amborellaceae. The record is from RefSeq and is a predicted model, not a curated record.
GGUAAAAAACUGUACGGCCGCAAAUGAGAGAUCGAAAGCGAGAGUAAAAUGAUUUUUUAGAGAGAGAACCGCCGUUGUAUGCAGUACGGUUGCAACUUUGAAGUUACAGAGAGAGAGCGCGAAGACAUACAAGUUGCAGAGUACACAGAGUGAUCUAGAGAGAGUAGACAGAGGGGGAGGGGCGUGUAAUGGAAUCUUGACAAAAUCAGAGAGAGAGAGGAGUGCCGAGAAGCUAGAAAGAAGGUUACAGAAGAAAGGAGAGGGAGAAGAGAGGAGAGAGAAGAGAGAAGAGGGAGACGUGGCUUCACCGUAGCUAGAGAGAGAAAGAGAGGAUCAAAGAAGAAAGGAUAUACAGAGAGCACUACAGUUUUCUGGCAAGCGUCUCGACCCUGCAACGUUUCCCUGUGACAAUGGCAAUGGCGACUCUGCAACUCUUCUUAGGGACUUUCUUCUUCGCCAAAGCCUUCUCCAUUUCCGUGGAAAUAGAAAUAUCUGCCCUCCUUUCCUUUAAAAGCUCCAUAACCAGUGACCCUCUUCAUCUACUCUCUAAUUGGGUACCUUUCAUGAAUUCGCCCUGCAAUUUUACUGGAAUCACAUGUGACGAGUUUUCCGGCAAAGUCACGGGUCUGAACCUCGCCGGAAAACCGAGUGAAGUUUCCGGAGAUUCAGGAAAACUGGCAGGAAUCUUGCCCCAUUCUCUAGGAAGCCUUACCGAUCUCAGGGUCCUUUCCUUGUCAGAAAACUCAUUUUCCAGUGAGAUUCCGGGAGAGAUUGGCUUUCUUAGUUCAUUGGAAGUCCUUGAUCUUAGCCACAACAACUUCUCCGGCGAGAUUCCGCUCCAGAUAAGUUUUAUGGCUUCUCUCAGUGUGCUUAAUCUCUCUUUCAAUUCAUUUUCAGGAAAGAUACCAGCCUCCCUUUAUGCAUGUAAAAGCCUGCAAAUCCUUGACUUAAGAGCCAACCUUUUGAAUGGGACUUUGCCUCCAAAGCUCGUAGGAAGCUCAAAUUUCAAGGUGAUUGAUCUGUCCUUUAAUUCUCUUUCUGGAGGGAUUAGUAUGGAACCUUCAAGUGAAUGCAGGUCAUUGACUCACCUUCAUCUUUCUGGUAAUUUUUUGGCUGGAAGAAUCCCUAAAGAGAUUGGAAAUUGCACAAGUUUACAGUCACUUUUGCUGCCGCAAAAUGUGUUUGAAGGCCACAUUCCUGCAGAGAUUGGUAGGAUUUCUCAUCUUAGGGUUUUGGAUGUUUCAGGAAAUUGUCUCACUGGGAGGAUACCCAGAGAGCUUUCACAAUGUAAAGAACUAUCAGUUUUGGUUCUUACCAAUUGGGUUGGUAAUGGAAAUGAUUCCUUGCUUAAAGGUGAAUUCAAUGCAUUUGAAUGGGGAAUUCCAUACGAAAUUUUCUUGAUUCCAAGACUUAAGGUUCUUUGGGCGCCUAUGGCAAAUAUUGGGGGGAGGUUACCUAAAAGUUGGUCUGAAACUUGUAGUCUCGAAGUUUUGAACAUUGGGUUCAAUUCGUUUAAAGAUAUUAUACCGGAAGGAUUAGGGAAAUGUAGGCAUCUUGCUUACUUGGAUUUGAAUUCGAAUGCGUUUUCUGGCCAUUUACCUGUGACAUUAUCAGUUCCAUGCAUGAUUUAUUUCAAUGUCAGUGGCAAUUCAUUGUCGGGGAGAAUUCCUAAUUUUGGUAAAUCGAGUUGCGGUAAUAGUUCCUUUUCAAUUGUUGGAUUUAAUGACUUGGAUUCCUAUGAGAAGGUUGAGUACUGGUAUUUGAAUCUUAUUCACACCAGUGUUGCAAAGAGUAAUCCAUUUCAUGGUGCGAUAGCUGAAGAAAAUGUUAUACUGCAUGAUUUUAGUUCAAAUGCUUUUGUUGGUGUUCUGCCUUUAAUUCAUAUUGGAGAUAGCUUAUUAGCUCCGAAACCUUCUUAUGGCUUGUUAUUGAAUGAUAACAAGUUGAACGGUUCGCUUCCCAGUUCUCUAUUUGCACUCUGCAAGUAUUUACAAGGCUUCGCUGUUAACUUGAGCACAAAUCAGUUAUCAGGUAAGAUUUCUUCUGUUAUUUUCCUGAACUGCUCUGAAUUGAAUAGUUUCGAAGCAGCGUAUAAUCAGUUAGAUGGCCCAAUACCAAAGGAGAUUGGUAAUGCAUUCCUGAUUUCACAGAUUGACCUGAGAGGAAACCGGUUGAAUGGCACACUUCCUGAUCAGUUGGGAACUUUGAAAAAUAUGAAACAGGUUCUUCUAGGAGAGAACACAUUCACUGGAGGAAUCCCAGUUCAAUUAAGUCGAUUAAGUUCUCUUCAGGUUCUCGAUCUCUCAUCGAACAAUCUUACUGGUUCCAUUCCAUCAAACCUAGCUCAAGCAACCCAACUUCAGGUUCUUCUUCUUGACCACAAUGCACUUUCAGGAGAGAUCCCAUCUUCUUUCUCAGAGCUUCAAUUCCUCACGAAUAUGAACCUUUCGUACAAUAACCUCUCCGGCUAUAUACCUGUUCUCAAGUAUUCUCUUGACUGUACUUCUUUCAAAAACAACGUAUAUCUUCAGCCUUGCACUGCUCAUAAGCCUUCCACCCUUGCCCAGCCUCCCUACCUGCUUCCUCCACCAAAUUGGGUGAGCCGAAGAAGCAAGCUCAAGUCAUUUGAGAUAGCAUUAGUGGCUUUAGCCUCUGCUAUAGUGCUUGCUCUUUUACUGGUGGUUCUAUAUCUGGCUUGUUCAAAGAGGCAUCUUGUUCGGCUCCCAAGCCUGCGAAAGAAACUCCUUGUUACAUUUACAGACACUCCUCCUGGACUAACAUAUGAAAAUGUAGUAAGGGCAACUGGGAAUUUCAGUAUUCGUAACUUGAUAGGAACUGGAGGCUUCGGUGCUACCUAUAAAGCUGAGCUGGUUCCUGGUUUCUUAGUUGCAGUGAAGAGGCUGUCCUUGUGUAGAUUUCAAGGUCUGCAACAGUUUGGAGCUGAGAUAAGAACCUUGGGUCGAAUUCGCCAUGCCAAUCUAGUGACCCUAAUUGGCUAUUACAUGAGUGAGGCUGAAACCUUUCUCAUUUAUAAUUAUCUACCUGGAGGGAACCUAGAGAGAUUCAUCCAUGAUAGGUAUUGUAAAAACUUGAAUUUCUCUGUGAUUCAUAAGAUAGCCAUGGACAUAGCCCAAGCUCUUGUCUAUCUCCAUUAUUCAUGUGAGCCACGAAUAGUGCAUCGAGACAUUAAGCCAAGUAACAUAUUGCUCGACAAUGAUUUGAAUGCUUAUUUAUCAGAUUUUGGCCUUGCAAGGCUUUUAGAAGUUUCUGAGACUCAUGCUACAACUGACGUAGCCGGGACUUUUGGGUAUGUAGCACCCGAGUAUGCUACAACUUGUAGGGUCUCAGACAAGGCAGAUGUUUAUAGUUUUGGAGUAGUUAUGCUUGAAAUGCUUUCAGGGAAAAGGUCAUUAGACCCUUCAUUUUCUGAUUAUGGAAAUGGGUUUAAUAUUGUGGCUUGGGGGAAGUUACUUUUAAAGGAGGGGAGGACAUCAGAGGUCUUUUGCUCGAAAUUAUGGGAUGCUGGGCCUCAAGAUGAACUGGUUGUGAUGCUUCAGAUUGCGGCAGCUUGUACUGCUGAAUCUCUUGCAAUUAGGCCUUCGAUGAAGAUGGUUUUGGAGGAGCUGAUUCAUUUGAAGCACUGAUGGGAUGUUGGGUUCAAAGAGAGAUGGUGAAACUGAAAAUUGAUGUGACGGAUAUCAACAAGAUGCCUACUUAUGGGAAGUUGGAAUAAUCCCAAUGCCUUUUUUGGUUGGGUUCCCAUGAGUUGUAAUUAAAUUUUUGGGCUCUAAUAAUUUGGAGUAAGAAUCUGAUUGUCUUAGAUGGUGAAGUCUAAUGGUGGUUUGGAGUCUUUGUGCUUCAUCUUUCAGAAUCUGGAUUUGGAUGUGGCAUUUUAGAAUGAAGUGGCAUCAAAAGGUUUUUCCUGAUUUUUGGAUGCUAAAAAUGGGCAUUGCAUAUGUGACCUGGCAUCACACUGCUACUGGCUGUCGAAUAUGUUCCGCAUGAGCUAACCAAUGCUGCUGAUCACUGAUCUUGGGAUACCAGAUUGAAAUGACAUGACACACCUUGCAUAUUCAGUUCCACUUCAAUGCAAGGUUGUUCCUUUCCAUAAUAUCUGUGUAAUUUAUGUAUGUCUCUGAUUUUGUAUCAUAAAAUCCAAUUUGAAUGAAUGGUUUAGAUCUGGGGAAAUGGGUAAGUGCCCAGUCCAAACCCUCUGUCUUAAAUGUUUGGACUGUAAAUUUGACAAAUUGGGUUAAUUCGAAUGUGGCUCGUGCAGUGCUGCAUUUGUCUUAAAAAGGAAAAGGAGCAGCCUAAUUUGGCAAGAACCAGUCAUUUGAGACAUUCUCUGACCAGUUUCAUCUGAUUGACCUAUUUAACUUGGACACAGGUGUUCAUCUUUCUUUCCUAAUUUGGCAAGAACCAGUCAUUUGAGAUAUUCUCUGACCAGUUUCAUCUGAUGACCUAUGUAACUUGGGCACAGGUGUCCAUCUUUCUUGUUACAUGUGAACAUCUUAAUGGUACGACGUGAUUGUCCAAUACUUUCAUAACUUUAAGACACUUUAUUUUAUCCUUUUUCUUAUAUGUCACUACCAAAGUACGUAUUGUUACUUAAAAUUCUUUCUUCCUCCGCCUUUAAAUGGUACUGAUAUGUUUUGUGACUCUUGUUUAAAAUGCGAGUUUUGGGGAUGGCAUUUUUGAUGUGUGUAUUUCUGUAGGACGCUGACGCACUUAUCUAUGCCCUUUUCAAAUUGAGAUAUACUUACCAAAAUAACAAAGAUAUCAUGGUUCAAAUGAUUCUCUGGCCUUGCUUUCCAAAUCAAGUUCGGUUUGUUCUCACUUUGUGUUCUGGCUUUAUUGGACUUAUCACACAGCCUUAUCUUAAUAACAAAUACAUAGGAACCUGAUUAAGAGUUUCUGUCCUAAAAAUUACUCAUGUUCAGUUUGUUCUUGAAUGUUCUAUAUGUUGUCUUCUCUGGGUUUCUUAGGGUCUUCUGGAAAUAAGAUCGGGCUUCCCUCUCAUAUGGCUUGGAUUUGUUGUUUCCAAAUUUAUUGUAGUGGCUUGCCCAAAAUUACAAGGGCAUAAAGGAGGGGAGUGAUUUACUGGACUUUAUAUCUGAAAAUUCAGUGUACUUCCGUUUGCCGGGUUAAUUUUGUAAUGCUGUCUUUAUCUUCAUUUUUUUCUCAAAGCAAGAUUGCAGAAAAGGAUUAGACAUCAUUGGCCUGCCCUCUUAUGUGGUAGGCAAUUUCAUAUAUAGUUCCAUCAUAAAGUUUUGGUCCAUGGCUGCAUCUUCAUAUUUGGUAGGCAAUUUCAUAUAUAGUUCCAUCACUGUAAGUAGCUGCAUGAUAUUUGCUUAUAAGAAGUUCUAUAAUAAUUUUAUUGUGAUACCAUGUAAUAUGGGAGUUUGGCUAUUUCAUUCAAAUGGUUCCAUAUCCCAGCUGGAAAAUAUUCUUCACUCAUUGUUUUAACUGAAAACAUACUACUCUAUGUGUUCUUGCAGUUGGUUUGAACCAGUGUUUCAAAAUUAGCUGUUCUACUUGGGACUCUCCCAAAUCGGACUGGAUAGGGAUGAUGGCAACUCCGGGAUGCAAGACCCUGAAAUUGAGUCUCCCUGUCUUGCAGUAUUUUUUUUCUUGUUUGACAUUCCUGGUCUGAUUUGGACCAGCCCAAGUCGGACCAGUGGGUCAAGCCCUUGGACAUGGGUCUCCUAUGCAAAUACCCAUUUUUCGAUUCUAGGGACAAGCGCUUGGACCUAGGGCGAGUGAGAGCCUGAGUCCAGUGGGACUAGCGCUUGGACCAAGGAUGAGUCAGAGCCUGAGUCCCACUUUUAGAGUGCUGGUUCAUACCAUUUCCAACUGAGAGCUAUGUCCUUACAUGGCUUGAUUCCUUAUUUUUGAAUUUUUACGGGAAUGAUCAGGUUUACUUGCGCAUCAUGGUGCAGGUCUCCUGUGCAAAUAUCUAUUUUUCGAUUCUUUACGGCUGUGGAGAUCAUGCUUCAUUAUAGAGGCCCAAAUUUGCAGGCAUGGCCAUGAUUUAGAUCUCCAACUUCAAGAGGAUUGAUGUUGGAGAUUCGUUCAACACACCUAAAUGUAAUCAUUCAGACUUUGUGAUUACUUGCUCUCUAGUCUGGUGGCCAAAUUAUUGAAAAGUAUUCUGCUGGUAAGUUAAAUCUGAUACAGUAUGUUAAUCAUCAUUCUCUUAUCUUAGUGGCUGUACAGUUUUUACCAUAUUUUUUUCUUCAAGCUGGUUAGGUCCCUUUUC